Aplysia californica (California sea hare) is the source of this 5700-nucleotide messenger RNA. RefSeq names its product polycystic kidney disease protein 1-like 2. Gene Ontology annotation, molecular function: calcium channel activity; protein binding; calcium ion binding. NCBI's taxonomy places the organism in Eukaryota, Metazoa, Mollusca, Gastropoda, Aplysiida, Aplysiidae. Gene Ontology annotation, cellular component: membrane. Gene Ontology annotation, biological process: detection of mechanical stimulus. The record is from RefSeq and is a predicted model, not a curated record.
UGGGCGUGCACUACUUUUAAGACGACAAACGCCGUGCAGCUGCAGGGAUAUUUAGCAACACCACUGUCCUACAACGCCAACUGCAGCGACAUCCUCGACGAAGCAACAGUGCCGGGAAUACGGAGCCUGGCCAAUGUCUCUGUCAUUCAAGGCUAUGCCUUCACUGUUUGGGCUACGUAUGAUGAAAAGGAAUCUGAGAAAGCUACAACAUAUAUGCAGUUUACAACGGAUGCCCCAGAAAUUGAGAUCAGCUGUGUGGUGAAUUGCGGUGCUCGAACGGCAGUGAGCAGCGACUACAAGCUGGAAGUGUCGUGCGUGUUUUGCUCUCAUUACGAGUUCAUAAAGGCCAAAGUGGUUUGGGAGCUUAAACUACAUUUAAAUGUUAGUACUACCCCUGAGACAUUCCAAGAUGUGCCAAACUUUCAAAGCUUUACGGAAACACUAGUGGAUAAUCAUGCUGCACUUGUCAUCAAGGCAAACACCCUGACAGCUGGGGCAAGGUACCGUUUGAGUGCUCGGAUGAAAAUUGAGACUCGUGAUGCCGAAGGCUGGGCAUUCCAGAUCAUUCACAUGAACAGUCCACCAUUUCAUGGCACCUGCUAUACAACGCCACAUGAGGGCAUCUUGACCUCCUUAUUCCAAACGACGUGUAGCGGAUGGCUGGAUGACGGGUUUGAAGAUAAGUAUCGGACAGACAACAGACCAUUUGCCCUCACCUACAAACACUACAUCAAGAAUGGCGAAGAGAUAAUCCCAUUUUUUCAAGGAGGUGAAGCCACUAGCCCUAGAAGCAAACUUCCCAUAUUGUCUGAUGAUAAUAGUGGUCAAUACCAGAUAAUCACUCGGAUCUACGACGUACAGGAAGACUAUGCUGAGGUUAUGCAUACUAUACAGAUAACCGUUACCAGUAGGAGUCUAGAAGAAGCGGCCGAGCAGGUGGCCACCGAUAAGCCGACAGACUACGCCUUCGAAAAGAGUUCACUGAAGAAGCAACUUCUUGAAACCGUAUUCUCUGCUGUUGUGCUACAGGCUGUGUUGGGGAGAAACUUGACCUCCUUCGGACAAAGCAUGAUUUGUUCAACUUCAAAUCUCACAAGUGAAAGUUAUGAUCCAGCGGUUCUUCUGCCUGAGGAGUCAAUCUUUGAAAAGAUCAAGGUCAUGGAGGAGAAUCAAAAGAAACAGGAUACCAAAAAACAGGAGCUGUCCCAGGAAAUGAGGAAACUGAUAAAUCAAGUUCAGGGAAGACGCCACGACUAUGAAGACCUUGAUGGGUAUGGCAUUGAGGCUCUAGGAGAGACUCUGUACUCAGUGAUGUAUUCUGAUCACAAUAUUGAUCUAGAAACAGCAGACAUAGGAUCAGAUGUAGCUGAAGAAGGGGCACUCAAGCUGUUGAACCUGUCCAGUGCGUCCAUCUUUCCUAUAGGCGACAAACUUGAUGAGGUUGUAGCUGGUCUGAUUGGAGCACUGGACAAAACCUUGGCCCGUACUACACCAGAUUUCCACCACACUUACCUGCACGUUGAAAUAUGCACAGAAGGACUCAAUGCCGAGGAGAAGCUUUACUUUCAAAAGCGAAUUAUGGAUGAGCGAAUGGCUUUGAAUAAACAGAGAACACAAGCAGCCCAAACGACGGUGCCGAAAGUAGAGGACAUCAUUACCUACCUGUGGAAGGUGAUGCUCAGUAGUGAGGUGAUGGGCCAACAUAUGAAGAAAGCAUUCAAAAAGGACCUCGCACUGGCCACUGCUAAGAUCAGUGCUCGUGCUGUAAAAGGUCUCCAUUUUGCUGGUCGGGAUUGCUCCAUUAUUUUCAAGGCCGAGUUCAACCAGUCUGAGAAUGAUAAUCGGAAUUUGAAUGUUAAGAUGAGUGAAGUAAGGAAGAACCCUUACACAUAUGCUGAGGAUGAUAGUGCCCAUGAUAUAUCACCACCAGUGGUCUCUUGGCAGUUGGAAGAUGAGGAGGGACACCUCCACUCAGCGGGCAAGGAACUCUCAUUCAACUGCACGAGGCCCAUAUCAAAUGGUUCUAUAGGAGUAUUUUCUGUGAAUAAGACAAGGCAAGGAGAAGAAGGAUUAUGUCAUCACAAGUUCCAGCUGAAGAAAGACUCUGAGGUCAUUUUUGUCUUUGUUGACAUAGGGAACAAGACUACCAAUUUGACCGGCUAUUUUAGGUACGACGAAGCACCAACGACGUACGGUAGCAAUGUGGUGAAGCUUGCGUCUGAACCUGUGGUGGGAGACCUAAGUAUGAAUGGGUCCGGUAAAAGUUUUGUCAACAGAUUCUUCGUAAAGCCGUUGACCUUCAAGAGAGGCCUCAUCUAUGUUGGUUUGGCUAUUCCUGAGGGCGUUGAUGAGUACAAGUUCCUAGUGUACACUGACAGCUGCAGGGUCUGGAACAGAAACCAGAGCGUGUGGACCAAUGAGUCUUGUAAAGUAUCCCCUCUCUCUUCCCUUGGGAAUACUGUGUGUGACUGUUUUGAUGCCCCAGACUACACCUUUGGGUCUUCCUUCUACAUUCCUCCUAAUCUCAUCGACUUUGACCUGGUCUUCAAGAAAUUCGAUGCUGAGAAUGCCUCUGUGUAUGGAACCCUUAUCUCACUGUUCAUUGUCUUUGUAUUUUUGGCUGUGUGGGCUCGAAGGAAAGUGAAAGAGGACAUAGAUAGGUGGCAGGUGGGUUACCUUAGCGACAACCUGGGAAUGGACAACUACUAUUACCUACUGACCGUACACACUGGCCUCUCUCGUGGUUCCGGCACCUCUUCAAGGGUCAGUUUUGUUCUCACUGGAGUCAAUGGGGACACCGGUGUGAGGCUUCUCACAGACGGGGAACGACACCUGUCGACGGGGUCUGUUGUGACCUAUGUCAUGGCAACGCCAUAUGACCUUGGAGAGCUGAGCUAUCUCCGAAUCUGGCACGACAACUCUGGUGAAGGUCAAAACCAGUCUUGGUAUCUCAACAAAAUCUAUGUGGAAGAUCUACAAACCAGGACUAGGUCUGUGUUCUUUGGUAAUCAAUGGCUUGCUAUGGAUCAAGAUGAUGGACGUUUAGACAGGAUUAUACCAGUGAGCUGCAAGAAUGACCUGAUGACGUUCUCGAGGCUGUUCUCUGAGCACAGCCGAGUGAACCUUACGGACAGUCAUACGUGGCUGUCUGUGAUCCUGUGUCCAGAGAAGAGCAUGUUCACUCGCGUCCAGCGGCUUGCCACUUGCCUCAUGACACUGCAUCUGGCCAUGAUCGCCAAUGCUCUUUUCUACAAGCCGGAGGAUGGUGAAGGCGUCUCCUCUAACUCUCCUGGCCCAGAAAUCCAGAUUGGCCAACUCCGCUUCUCUUUGACCACUCUGUACACGUCAGUCGUGAGUGGGCUCAUCACUGUUCCUCCAGUUCUCCUGGUGGUUUGGCUUUUCAAACAGCGUCGCCCAUGGCGCUCCUCAGAGGCUGAUAGGAGCAGAAGGCUCAGCUCACACCAUGGAGGAAGCACGGUGCCCCUGGAGGGAAACUUGUCAGACUCGAAGGCAUCCCUGAACAUUCCUGAUUCUUGUGAGGCCAACCUGGUCUCUCGGUUCGACAAGAACCCCCUGCCGCCCUGGUGCCUCUAUGUUGCCUGGACCAUUAUGACUAUCACGAGCCUCUCCUGCUGUUUUUUUCUCCUCCUCUACUCCAUGCAGUGGGGCAAGACGGUCUCUGAGGAGUGGCUUGCUUCAUUCUUCUUGUCAUUUCUGGAAAGUGUUUUCGUCUUAGAUCCUGUCAAGGUAAUUCUGCUGACCUGUUUCCUGGCCUUUUUCUUAAGAAACCCCCAUGAAGACUAUGACUCUAGAGUGUCGUUGGAAACGGUCUGUUUGGAGGCCCCAGGACGCGGGUGCCAGGAUAGAGGUUCGAUCCCUGUUCCCCCUGCACCUGUCCCAGAUAGAGAAGUGGUUAAGAUGCGCAACCAGAAAUUACAAGAACAAGUGGCAGUUGGAGUCCUGGUGGAACUCGUGCUGCAUAUCAUUUUCAUGUUCUGUCUUUUUAGCUUUAGUUACAGCAACAGAGAUGAAAGAUCCUUUCAGUUUCAGGAUCAUGUGCUUGAGAACUUGUUCAGGAUUCCUAAAAGGAGAGUCAACUCUAGGGCUAGUGACUACUUGCUGCCAUGGAGCAAGGUGCUCACUCAUCAAGAUGUCUUCACGUGGCUCAACACAACCAUGACUACGCGGAUGUUUCCUGCGUCUUUUCUUUCCAGAAAGGAACUAUCACUGGAAGAAAGACAGUUUACAGCGGACAUGGCAAAUUACCGUGUUGGACCAGUGAGGGUACGCCAAGUCAGAACCCGACAAAUGAUGAUGUCAGACAUCCACGUUGACAAGAUGACGAGCCACCCUGAGUACCUGGUUGGAGAAAAACAGUUUUACUGGCCUUAUGACAUAACGUCUGAGGAGACGGGGAGCUACUGCAUGGGUUGGCAGCACAAACCAUGCUCUUUAGAUAAAGAAUACAUCGAGUCUGCUACGCUGAACUCUUGGGUUCACAGAUCAAUUCUUGAUGAAAAUUCCAUCCCUAUCAUGGGCAAGCUCCAUCUGUACAGUGGAGGGGGCUACAUCACAGACCUUGGUGGAUAUCAUGACAUCAUUCCGGAUGUCUUCAUCAGCGAACUCUACGAGAACCGCUGGCUAGACCUGCAGACAAGGGCAGUGUUUAUCGAGUUUUCGCUCUACAACGUGGAUGCUAAUCUGCUGGCCACUGUGAGACUAGUGGUAGAGUUUCCCGUGUAUGGAUCCGGCUUCCCUUGGGUCGACGUCCGAACUUUGAGGAUCUACCCACAUGUUGGGCCUCUCGGAUCUUACAUACUGAUGUGUUCUAUUAUCCUGGUGAUUUCUUUGAUUGUAUUUUCUUUCAAGGUAAUGAAACAACUAUUCAGAGAAGGCCGUUUGUUCCUAAAGAGCUUUUGGGGCACCAUGGACCUAAUGAUUGUCCUCUGUUGCAUUGCUGCCAUAGUCUUUUACAUCUUGAAAACAAAGCUUUCAUCAGAUGUCAUGGGCAGGUUCAAAGAGAAACCAAAGCUUUUCGUGAACUUCUAUGCCCUUGCUAUAUACGACGACAUUUUUGGCUGGACCCUGGCAUUUAUUGUGUUCUUGAGUACCAUGAGGAUCAUGAGAAUACUUGGUUACAAUCAGCGUGUCACAAUGAUAGCUACCGUGUUGCAACGGGCGGGAAAGGACCUCUUCUCUUUCUCCUUCCUCUACCUUUUGAUGAUUGGUGUCUUCGUUAUGUUUGGCUACAUGCUGUUCCACUCAACGGAAGACGACUUCAUGUCUCCAUGGAACACCUUUGUGACUAUUGUGUACUUGCUGCUGGGGAAAAAUGUUAUCAAAAACCUAGAACAAGCUCCACCUGUUCUUGUACGGAUCUACUUCGCGCUACUUUCAUUCACGCUCGUCUUUGUUUUGAUGACUAUGUUUCAGGCUAUUCUGAACGCCAGCGCCACGCAGGUCCGUACAGAUGCGCAGAAUGCCCCGGAGCCCUACGGGAUCAUUAAUGUCCUGCAGAAAAUGUACAACUCACUAGUGGUCAAUAACCGAUUGCUUGCCUUCCUGAGGUGUCCUAUAGGCAAAAGGCAAAAUCAAAGGGUGUCUCCAGAAAAAAAUCAUUGGAUGUUUGGAGAACCAGAGACAUCAGAUGCACUUGUUGUCUUCACUAUGAUGCGAGAAUAUGUGCACAGGCUUAAUGGA